CAAGCCAUGAAAAAGAUAGUCCACAGCAUCAAAAACCUCAGAAAAGCCGAACCCGAACGAGAAUUGGUCCAACAGGUCUUAGAGUUUAGAGAGGAGGGGAGCGUGAGUGUUCCGUGGGCGAGGGUGGAGGAGAGAAUGGUGUUCAGGAGAGAGAAGAGGGAGAGAGUGGCGACGAGGGCGGAGAUGGAGCUUCCGAGGGAGGAGUUGGAGAGGUUGAGGGUGGAGGCGAGGGGGUUGAGGAAGUGGGUGAAGGCGAAGAAGGCCGGAGUGACUCAAGAGGUGGUGGAUGGGAUUUUGAAAGGGUGGAGGAAAGAGGAGCUUGUUAUGGUGAAGCUUGUGGAACCAUUGUGCCGGAAUUUGGAUAGGGCGAGAGAAAUCGUAGAGAUUAAGACUGGAGGCCUAGUUGUUUUGAGCAAGAAAGAUGCUCUUGUUGUCUAUCGCUAUCAGUCGAAUGCAAAACUAUUUCAAAAGGAUAUAGAAUUUGGGCCUCCAAAGACUACAAGCAUGAAUUGGCUAUUAGAUAAUGAUGUUGGAUCUACUAAUGAAUCUCUAUAUGUGAGGGAAGCAAACAGAUUAUUGGAUAGUUUAGGGCCUCGGUUUGUCGAUUGGUGGUAUAAAAAGCCCUUGCCUGUAGAUGCAGAUUUGCUUCCGGAAGUUGUUCCGGGAUUCAAGCCUCCAUUUAGGCUCUGUCCUCCUGAAGAGAGGCCGAAGCUGAGAGAUGAUGAGUUGACAUAUCUAAGGAAGAUUGCUCGGCCAUUACCUACUCACUUUGCCCUUGGUAAAAAUACUAAACUUCAAGGCUUGGCUGCAGCUAUAAUAAAGCUGUGGGAGAAAUGUCUUAUAGCCAAGAUUGCCAUAAAAGUAGGGAUUCCACAUACCAACAAUCAGCAGAUGGGACAAGAGCUGAAGCGUCUCACAGGAGGAGUAUUGAUAUUAAGAAACAAGUUCUAUAUCAUACUUUAUAGGGGUAAAGAUUUUCUCCCAGGCAAAGUGGCAAGCUCUGUUCAUGAAAGAGAAAUAGAGCUUCAUGAUCAACAAUUGCUAGAGGAAGAAGCUCGAGCAAAGGCAAUCGCAGCAUUCGAUUCUAUCAAUGAAUCAAUACAAGGAACGACCAAAGUUGGAACUUUUUCUGAAUUCAAAGAGAUCCAGGCCAAUUACCUUCCCUUGAAUAGUGUAACUUCCAGUGAAAAGAUCAACAUUGAAGCCGAAAAGCAAAAUGUGGUUAAGCAGCUAAAAGAUGAAGAGCACAAGCUAUCAAUUCUCAAGUUAAAGAUUGAUAAAGCAGAGCAAGAGUUGACGAAGCUUAAUUCAUUAUGGAGUCCUUCAGAACAAUCUGUGGAUCGAGAACUUCUAACAGUGGAGGAAAGACAAUCUUUUCAAAAGAUUGGCCUGAAGAUGGAUGAAUUCUUGCUUCUGGGGAGGCGUGGAAUCUAUGAUGGUACCAUUGAGAGCAUACACCAGCAUUGGAAACAUAGGGAAGUUGUUAAAGUGAUCACAAUGCAAAAGGCACUUCAACAAGUUAACUAUACUGCAAAGCUACUUGAAAUCGAGAGCGGUGGGCUACUGGUUGCAGUGGAGAAGCUAAGACGAGGUCAUGCCAUCAUUAUUUAUCGCGGGAAAAAUUAUAGUCGGAUGCCAAAGAUAUCACCGGAAAAUCUAUUAACAAAGAGAGAAUCAUAUCAAAGAUCAAUUGAGAUUCAACGAAGAGGGUCGAUGAAAUAUUUUGCCCGGAAGAAGGAACAAAAAAUAUUGGAGUUGAAACAGAGACUGAGAUAUUUAGAGGGAAAAGCAAAGGAGUUGGAUUCAAAAGAAGUUCAAGAUGAGAACUAAAAGCUUUCAUGACUUUUUCUUCUCCGUACGAGUGGUAACUUCUUGUUGUCAAACGCAAUUUCCGGUCUUCAUAAAAACUGUGGUGAUGUAACUAUUUAUCAUCCAAUUCUUUCUGUAAAUACGCAACCCUUGUAAAGAAACUGCAAAGUUCUAAUAAAUGUGAUGAUUUCAAUCAAUGUGUAGUCUCAGGAAAGGUUCAUUCAUUUGUAUUUUGAAGUGCCUGAACAAACACCAUCUUGGGUCGUCAAUGGAAAUUAUCAUACAUUUGCAUUGUUCAAAUCUUAAAUAAGAAUCGGGUUAGUUGCAGUUGCAGACA
Asparagus officinalis (garden asparagus) is the source of this 2146-nucleotide messenger RNA. Its product is annotated as chloroplastic group IIA intron splicing facilitator CRS1, chloroplastic. The transcript is spliced from 8 exons. The record is from RefSeq and is a predicted model, not a curated record. Bases 7 to 1830 code for a protein of 607 amino acids. Gene Ontology annotation, biological process: RNA splicing, via transesterification reactions. Gene Ontology annotation, molecular function: mRNA binding. NCBI's taxonomy places the organism in Eukaryota, Viridiplantae, Streptophyta, Magnoliopsida, Asparagales, Asparagaceae.